AUGAAAUUUUCAGGCAUUCUUUUUCUUGUUGCCAUCUCCACGAUGUUGGCAGUGAGUGAUGGCAUUAAGACCGUGGUAUUCCCCACAAAGACAUGUACCGAUUAUGUUGAGUUGAACCCUCUGAAAUCUCUGAACUUGGCGGCAUUCACUCUGUGCAUGCGUGUCGCCACAGAGCUCAGUGGGCACCGUGAGGUCAUUCUCUUUGCAUAUCGGACAACAAACGCUGAUGAGCUGAAUGUGUGGCGUGAACUGGACGGCAGAUUGUCCCUGUACCUUAGAACAUCGGCAGGUUCAGAAGCUGUUCACUUCCAAGUCCCUCAGCUUGGUGCGCUUGAGACCCACCUUUGUGUCACCUGGGAUUCCAGUUCAGGUGCUACUGCCCUCUUCCUGGACGGGAGGAAAAGCCUGACUAAAAUCUACAAGAAGGGUCACAGAGUGCAGUCUGGAGGCAGGGUUAUCCUCGGACAAGAUCUGGACAGUUAUAGGGGUUCUUUUGAUGCCAAACAGAGUUUUGUCGGGGAGAUCAGUGAUGUUAAUAUGUGGGACUCUGUUCUCCCAGACAGCACCAUCCAAGACAUGUCCUCUGGGAAGAGAGUACCAAGAGGAAACGUUUUUGACUGGGAAGCUACACGGCUUGAAAUUCAUGGGGGGGCAAAGGUCCUUAAUCGUGAACUGUAGCUAUAAUGGUCACAUAUGACAUGCUGGAAUAAUAUAGGCAGCGUCAUAAUGUAAAGUAAGGCCAUAUCAAGCUCUGGAAGUCAAUGUAGACACAUUAAACCUGCAUGAAAUAUAAUCAGAAGAUGAUUUGUUGAUCAAAAUGAAAGUCUGUGCACUCGUGUCAGUGUCAUUAAUGAUCAUUUCUUACCACAAA
Messenger RNA from Thunnus maccoyii (southern bluefin tuna), 871 nucleotides. Its product is annotated as pentraxin fusion protein-like. The coding region runs from base 1 to 678 and encodes 225 amino acids. The record is from RefSeq and is a predicted model, not a curated record. NCBI's taxonomy places the organism in Eukaryota, Metazoa, Chordata, Actinopteri, Scombriformes, Scombridae. The transcript has 3 exons.